AUGGCGUCUCGAAACCGGGUAGGGCUCUGGCGAAGACCUACCGGCCCGCUCCUGGGCGAAACUCUCGUUCCUCUUCCCUCCCCGUCGUCUUCCUCUCUCUCCUCUUCUUCGUCUCCCUCUUCUUCCGCCUCUUCUCCUCUGUGGCAGUCUUCCAAGUCUCUGAGUCCAUGGCAACCUGGUCCCGGAGAUAUCGAUGGAGGGAUCGGUCCUCGCGUGCUUGAUUUCUUCGGAGGCGCUCGCGAUGAAGGGAUUCGAACGGAGGACUCGCUCCGCGGCUCCAGUGUAUAUACACCCGGGAAGGCUGCCGAGUCGGCCUCCCCCUUCCCCGACUUCUCUCCUCGAACUCACUUCAAUCUCGAUCGAUCCAUCACCUGGUUUCCUCCACACAUGAACCGGGCAACGGUGGCGAUCGAAAAGAACCUGAAGCAUGUGGACUGCGUCCUGGAGGUUCGUGACGCACGAGCGCCGCUGACUAGUGGCAACAACUUCCUGACCGACCGCCUGGCGCGCAGCGGCGUGAAGCGUCUCGUCGUGCUCAACAAGGCAGAUCUUGUCCACAAGCGAGAUGGCCUGCGCGCACAGGCGGUUCUUGAAGACGCGGGGCUGCCGUGUCUCCUCACCUGCGCGCCGGAGUUGAAGAGGGUGUCGAAGAUUGUCGAUUUCGCCUUUGAGCACGUGCGGCCGAAAUUCAAGACGAUCGGCGUUUGGAUGCUCCUCAUGGGGUUGCCCAACACCGGGAAAUCUUCGCUGCUCAACGCCAUGAAGCGUCUGGCGGUUAACGCUUCAAGGUAUGGCACCUCGAGCAACAAGCUAGUCGAAGGCGUGAAACGAACGCGCGCAAAGGAGGGAAAAGCGCCUGGGCUGACGAAGGAGGUCGGCGCGUUCCAGAUCUCGAACAAACCUCGCCUUUUCUGCUACGACACGCCAGGCAUCAUGCUCCCAAAAAUGAAGGACGCAGAGGUGAAUUUGAAGCUGGCGGCGCUGGGGUGUAUCGACGAUCACCGCGCAGGCGAAAUGUACGUUGCGGAUUAUAUUCUGUACCAUUUGAACCGCAUGCGGUGCUUCUCCUACGUCGACGUCAUCGGUUUGUCGCGUCCGACAAACGACAUCCAGGAGGUCGCCGCGCACAUCUUCGACGUCGUCUACGCCCUGAAGACGAACCGAAGGCGCGUGCCUCCUGCGCCCGACCUGUUGAGCGGCUGUCGGUUCUUCACGGAUCUUUUCCGAGGAGGAAAAUUCGGAUUCUUCUGCCUCGACCAUUUGCCGGCUCCGCAGUGGGCGGAGGGCGGCGACUCAGAUGCCCGGCGGGAACCUCCGGGACCUUGGGGGCCGUGCACCGCAGGCGCGCCCCUUCCUGGUUUCGUUUGA
Neospora caninum is the source of this 1368-nucleotide messenger RNA. RefSeq lists its product as hypothetical. The transcript is spliced from 9 exons. The record is from RefSeq and is a predicted model, not a curated record. Gene Ontology annotation, cellular component: mitochondrion. Bases 1 to 1368 code for a protein of 455 amino acids. Lineage: Eukaryota; Apicomplexa; Conoidasida; Eucoccidiorida; Sarcocystidae. Gene Ontology annotation, molecular function: GTP binding; GTPase activity.